AUGAAGGGAGAAACUUGUGUCAUUUGUCUGGAAGAAACCAAGGCCGAUCGCAUGUUCGUAAUGGAUAAAUGUCUUCACCGUCAUUGCUAUCCUUGUGUUAAUCAGUUAGUAGAAGUGAAACUGCGAAACGGAACUGUGCCUACAUGUCUUGACUAUGAAUGCAAGUUAAAACUAAGUCUUGAAAACUGUUUCAAGGUUUUGAAACCUAAGGUGAUUGAGCUAUGGAAACACAUGAUGAAAGAAGAGUCCAUUCCUUUAGCAAAGAGAAUCUAUUGCCCAUAUAUAAACUGUUCAACAUUGAUGUCCAAAACCGAGAUUUCUCGGUCUAAUAAAUCCAAUGACCGUGCAUGUAUCAAAUGUUCUGGACUCGUUUGCAUUGAUUGUAAAGUACCAUGGCAUUCUGAUUUAUCGUGUGCUGAGUACAAGAAACUUCACCCUGACCCUGUACUUGAUGACUUGACGCUAAAGCUUCUAGCAAACGAUCAAAAAUGGCGCCAAUGUGUCAAGUGUCGACACUUGAUUGAGCUUAACCAAGGGUGCAACCACAUGACUUGCAGAUGUGGGUAUCAAUUUUGCUACAAAUGUGGAGUUGAAUGGAAGAAGGGUCAAGUGACUUGUCCUACUGGUUGUCCACGUACUGGCCAAGGUUAUUUUUAUGAUGGUGAAUGA
Messenger RNA from Arabidopsis thaliana (thale cress), 669 nucleotides. Its product is annotated as IBR domain containing protein. The transcript has 2 exons. Gene Ontology annotation, molecular function: zinc ion binding; metal ion binding; ubiquitin protein ligase activity. The record is from RefSeq and is marked reviewed. The coding region runs from base 1 to 669 and encodes 222 amino acids. Gene Ontology annotation, biological process: protein ubiquitination. NCBI's taxonomy places the organism in Eukaryota, Viridiplantae, Streptophyta, Magnoliopsida, Brassicales, Brassicaceae.